UUCUCCUAAGAUUAAUCAACCGAUCAAGGAAGACUAUAAAACAAUAUGCACCUCUCAAGCCUCAUCCUCCUCCCCCUCGCCCUCGUCCCCCUAGUCACCGCAGACUCCGACUCAGGCGAAGGAUCAUGGUCCCUCCGAGGUUAUAAGACUAAGGCAGACGAUGCCAAACCCCCUAAACCCGAUCAAUACGAAGACCUUGCCAGCGGCCGCAACGUUGUCAAAUGCGCCGACCUGUCCAACGGCGAGGAAGUCCGUUUCGUCAAGGGCGUCCCGGGAGAUUUCGCUGUCACCGUCUACCAGGGUCUCGUUGAUGAUACAGGCAAAAACAAGUGCUUGGGGGAGUCGGCGACUAUUCAGCCUGGAGAAGUCUAUGAGGGACCAUUUAAGCGAUACGAGAUUCAGUUUCUUCCGAUAAAGAAGCGGAGUGGGAAGGUGCUGGGAAGUUUCGUUGCCUGAUGGAUUGUCUGACCUGGUUCUUUGUUCAUAUUAUGUCUCUGGUUGGUUCGCGGUGCUGGAC
This is a messenger RNA of Aspergillus campestris IBT 28561, 517 nucleotides long. RefSeq lists its product as uncharacterized. The coding region runs from base 46 to 456 and encodes 136 amino acids. The transcript is spliced from 2 exons. The record is from RefSeq and is a predicted model, not a curated record. NCBI's taxonomy places the organism in Eukaryota, Fungi, Ascomycota, Eurotiomycetes, Eurotiales, Aspergillaceae.